Molecule: messenger RNA, 939 nt
Organism: Acanthosepion pharaonis
Lineage: Eukaryota; Metazoa; Mollusca; Cephalopoda; Sepiida; Sepiidae
Source: the annotation of a GenBank genome assembly
AUGUGCAUUCCUACUCCACUGCGUUUAUAUUAUGUUCUGACCACGGAUUUCUUCUCUUUCUCGCUGUCUGUCUGCCUGUCUCUCUGUCUCUCCGCGUUCUUUUUAACUUUUUCCCCCUUUUCUCCCCAUCUCUAUCUAUCUCAAAUACUUCGGUCACUUUCCCGCUUUCUUUUUAGUAUUUCUCUAUCUUCUUUACACUCCUUUCCUGUCUCUUUGAAUCUUCAUAUUUUUCUUUCUUCUCGUCCUUUCCACUAUCAUGAAACAAAUUAUAAUUUUUUUCUUUCUUUCUUCUCUUCUCUUCUCUUCUCUUCUCUUCUUUCUUUCUUCUCUCCUUUCUAUAUUUUUCUUUCUUCUCGUCCUCUCCAAUGUCUUAAAACAAAUUAUAAUUUCUAUUCUUUCUUUCUUUCUUCUCUUCUCUUCUCUUCUCUUCUCUCCUUUCUUUCUUUCACAAAUCUCUCCUCUCAAUAUUUCUCUUUCUUCUUGUCUUCUCCAUUAUUUUCUUUCUUCUUUCCUUAUUUCAUUUUUCAAAUCUUCAUUCUUUCUUUGACAAACUUUAUUCUGUUUUUAUUUUUCAAAUCAUUUUCCUUCUUUAUUUUUCAAAUCUUUUUCCUUCUGUUUUUCGCAUCUUUCUCCUUCGUUUUUACAAAAAUCUUCUUCCUUUUUCUUCGUUUUUCUAAUCAAAAUUUUUCUUCACUUUUAAUAAAUUUUCUUUUUUCUUUAUUUAGAUACAUCUUCCCCAUUUUACAAGUCUUUCUUUCUUUUUACAGAUCUUUAUUUGUUUUUAUAGACUUUUCUUUUUUUUUACAAUUCAUUUUUCUUUUUAUAAUUUUCUCUUCUUAUUUUUUAAUUCUUUUUCUUCCUAUCUUCCUCCUUUUUAUCAAUUUCUACCUUUCUUCUUUUUUUUACAAACUUUGUUCCUUUUUUUCUUUAUUUUUAUAG